UUUAGCAUUCGGCACUCAUCGCUCGGGAGCAAUCGCAGCUGCUGAGGAGCCAAACUCGGUGGCUGCGAGUAUGUUGGUCCAGUGUCCCCCCCAGUCCGGAGCGUCAUAUGAUUUCUCCUAGGGGAUAACCGCUGACUGGGACUGCGUCUCCAAGCCGAUCCUUUGCUGAUAAGCCUGGUGCCGAGUCUCCAGCGUGAAGACGAAAGAGGAGUUUUCCCUUCCCAGCAGGAUUUUCUGCUUUGAAUGACAGAGGAAGGGGGAAAACCAAACCGCCUGGCACUCCUUGCCGGUGAGGCUCCUUCCCCCCGCCGUCUGCUGGGACACAAUGGAGCUUUUCAGGUUGAGUCUGAGUUGCAUUUGCCUCCUUCCUUGGCUUGAGGUAUCAGAGGGGCAAGGCUUCCUCAUAAGGAACACGCGGCUGGAAAAGUGCAUCCAUGUCUCCCACCACAAGACUGACGGCAUUGGCCUGACCGACUGCAAGCUGCACUCCCAGCAGCAGCAGUGGAGCUGGGACCCCACCACCGGGACCAUCGUCAGCCUUAAAACAAAGCAGUGCUUGUCGGCCCACAAGACACGCAAGUAUGCGCUGGCCAAGCUAGAGCCCUGUGGGGACUGGGAACGCCAAGCGUGGGCCUGCAGCAAGAAGGGACAUUUGACUUUACAAAGCCUGGGCUUCCACCUCAGCACCAAGGAAGGAGGCCACAAGGUCUUCGUCUCAAGGGAGAAGGACAAGUUCAGUAGGUGGAAGACUUUAGCGGAUGAAACCAUCUGUGCUGCUGCCCAGACAGCAGCUCUGAGGCCUGGUGAACCAACACAAGAAGCUGUAGACAGACUGAUCUGGAUAUAUGAAACUAAAACCAUCGAUUCAUCAAAGACCCAUGCUGUGGACAGGGAGCCUUCCAUGGGCUUGACUGACCCACCUCUGACUAACGAGUUUAACAACACAGCAUCACCAGUGAAGACUAAACAGGCACACCUCCCAGCAGACGAGGAUCCGUCCUACAGUCAUUCUAAAAAGCACCAUGGAAAUCGGGGGAAAAGCUCUGGGGCCAGGCUUGCAGGCACCAACUGGAAGACAGCUAUGCUAGUCCUCAGCCCCUUGGCAUUCAUACUGGGAUUAAUAAUACUGACACUGAAUGUUCAUUACAACAAGAAGAAGAAAAUCCUGUCUGCUUUGAAGAGUUCCCCAGACAGCAGCAGCAGAGCUGACUUACGGGAGCAGUCCCGAUUACCAAGAGGCCCCCGGCCACACACUCCACCAUCUCGCUCCCCUUCCUUGAGGCACGGGGAGAUCCUUAUCGAGUGGAAAGACGGGACUGUCACUCCUCUUUUUGAUAAUGCCAAUUAUCAAAUGGACUAGCUCUGAGCUGUUGUUUCCCACUGUGUUACCCGCCGUCCUUCUCAAUGGGGAGAGUGCCUCCUUACAGGAUUUUCUCCCUUGCCUUACUAUUUUUGACAGGGAGUUGUAAGCGCUGUUUGCUUUUUUAACACUUGAGAACAAUCUCCUUGUGCAGCACAAAAGUUGAAGCAAGCAGAACAGAUUGUUUUGUUUGCAUAGGCAUACACUGCUUAGCUCCUCCAGAGCUACUUUAACCCAUGACAAGACCCAGCUUUAGCUAAAUGAAGCCGAGUAUCUUGUCAGCUGCAACUGUCUGCUGCCCUGAAAUUCUUGUGUUAUUGAGCAGGCAAGAAAGUAAUUCCUCUGAGACAAGGAAUAAGGUGAAAGCACAAAUCCGGGUGAAUCUUAAAUAUUUUUUAGGCUUAAAACAAGCUGCCAACAGACAUAGAAAGCUGUCAGUUACUUCAUCCGUGAGAGAAUGUAACUAACAAGCAACGUCUUCAGGACUCAAAGGUGAAAGGGUCUCCAAAUCUGCCAAAUCGCCCCAGAAUAGAAUCAUUUUUCUAAAUUAAAAAGUUGCACCCUUUCCUCUCUGCAACACAGCAAGACUGCUGCUGAGAGAGUAUCUGUUUCACAGAAUAUUUUUAUAUUUAGGGUGUACUAAACCUGGGAACAUAUUUUAGUAUCAGACAUAGGCAGAGGAAGAAUUCCUUCUCCACCAGUGACUGACACGCAAAUACUCAGAAUUGAAUUCUGACUUUCCAAUGCUUCCACCUUUAAAAUAAGUCCAAAGACUUUGUGUACACUGUCAGGUCAAGUUUCCAAAUGUCUAAGCACCACAGAACUGGUGGAAAUACAUUCUGUACACAAAUCCCUCAAAACGCACAUGCAGUGCCCCACCCGCCAUCACAGUUACAUCCCUCUUACCUUCUUCUACCACAAUUUAGAUGCCCAUCCUUGAAAUUUUGUCCAUGGAGCACAUUACCUAACAAUUUACAGCAGUUGUUACUCUCCCAAAUCUUGAUGCAUUUGGGGAACGCUAUAUAUGCAGUGCCAUUAAAACGCAAAAACUCACUUGGAGUUCAGCUAAUGCUGUGAAAACAGCAAGUACUUAUGUUCAUUACUGCUGAAUAGGCAGAACAGAUGACUUGAUAAUAACUCUAAUUCAUACUUAAUUUGCAAAUCUUGCUCAAACAUAAAGCCAGUAAUGCCAUUGUUUACAAAACAUUGAUUAAAUGGUAGGUUAAGUAAUAAUAAAAAAUAAGACUGUGAAGCAGUGCAUGGGCUUUUAAUUUUUUUAAUUUUUUAAGAAAAUUCUCCCCCUCUUUUAACUGGUUCUAAUUUUUUAAUAAUUUCUGACUGGUUUAUAGAUAGAUAAUAGAUAGUUAGAUACUAGAGACAAAACUUGCCAAGGUAGGGACAGAGGAGGUGAGGGUGUGACUCUUCAUCACUAGAGGUCUCAAAGAGCACACGAGCCAAGUGUCCAUCAGGAAAGACUCUGAAACAGCCAAUUCUCCCUGGGGCAGUGGAUGGGCCAGACGACGGUGGGAGGUGCCUUUCAUCCUCUGCUUCUAGCAACCAGCUGAGAAGCAUUCACUGCAAUCACACAGCCUGUGUGCUCUUCACUGUCUGCCAUCACUUGAAUGCAAUGUUUUUAAGCAGCGUUCAUAAAUCAAAAUAAAACCUGCCUUUAAAGUGGAA
Molecule: messenger RNA, 3040 nt
Organism: Dromaius novaehollandiae (emu)
Lineage: Eukaryota; Metazoa; Chordata; Aves; Casuariiformes; Dromaiidae
Exons: 6
Coding region: 326-1360 (344 amino acids)
Source: RefSeq, a predicted model, not a curated record